Messenger RNA from Saccostrea echinata, 523 nucleotides. Its product is annotated as collagen alpha-2(IV) chain-like. The coding region runs from base 10 to 507 and encodes 165 amino acids. The record is from RefSeq and is a predicted model, not a curated record. The transcript has 5 exons. NCBI's taxonomy places the organism in Eukaryota, Metazoa, Mollusca, Bivalvia, Ostreida, Ostreidae.
AUCCUGGAGAUGGAUUUUAUGGAUUUGGUUCAAAAGGUGAUCCGGGUAAUCCUGGACAAAGGGGUCCUAGUAGUGAUCCUGGCAUUCCAGGUCGACCUGGACUCCCUGAGCCUUUUGGCCCUCCAGGUCCUAGGGGGCCGACUGGAAUUCCAGGAGGUAACCGGGCCAAAGGGAAGCAUGGGAGACCAGGUUAGAAAUCCCCCCAAAGGUGAAAAGGAAGAGGUAGGAUUACCUGGUCUCAAAGGUCCUAAAGGCUCCAUCACAACUUUACCAGGAAACAAACUGGACGAGAUUCUGAUGGGAGAAAAGGGGUAUCAGGGAGACCCAAGUGAGGGAGGAAGACCUGGACGACCCGGAUUUAAUGGAAUGAGUGGUGAUCCGGGAUUUCCAGGUUUGCCAGGUGAUAAAGGGCCUUUUGGGAUGCCUGGAAUGCAAGAAAUGAGGGAAUGCAAUGAUGGGGGGAUCAUUUUGACUCUUUAUUUGCCCUUAUUUUUAUGGCGAUUUUAAUUUUAUGUCUUAGGUA